This is a messenger RNA of Prionailurus viverrinus (fishing cat), 1911 nucleotides long. It is a transcript of the gene LGALS9, whose product is annotated as galectin 9. NCBI's taxonomy places the organism in Eukaryota, Metazoa, Chordata, Mammalia, Carnivora, Felidae. Gene Ontology annotation, biological process: negative regulation of CD4-positive, alpha-beta T cell proliferation; negative regulation of type II interferon production; positive regulation of gene expression. Bases 233 to 1300 code for a protein of 355 amino acids. The transcript is spliced from 12 exons. The record is from RefSeq and is a predicted model, not a curated record. Gene Ontology annotation, molecular function: galactoside binding; carbohydrate binding. Gene Ontology annotation, cellular component: nucleus; cytosol.
GCAAAUUCUGGAGCAUCUAGGCAAGGUGCAAGAGGAAGAGAGGCCCAGAGCUGCGCACGGCCCCAGGGCAACCUCUACCCAGCCGGUGCCCGGAUGACCCUUAACCACUCUUCCGGGCUUGACCGUGGCCCCUCUCCCUAGCACAGUGCAGGGACCCACAUGGCUCCAGUGCAGAGAACUGACUGCCUGGCUGGCCGUGGAGAGCAGCAAGGGCCACACGGGCAGUGGAGAGAUGGCCUUAAGCAGCUCCCAGCCUCCCUACCUGAACCCGAUCAUCCCCUUCUCUGGGAAAAUCCAGGGGGGUCUCCAGGAUGGACUUAAAAUCACUCUCACUGGGAACGUUCUUUACUACAAUGGAACCAGGUUUGCUGUGAACUUUCAUUCCGGCCCCAGCGACAAUGACAUUGCCUUCCACUUCAACCCACGGUUCGAAGAGGGUGGGUAUGUGGUCUGCAACACAAAGCAGAACGGAUGCUGGGGGCCAGAGGAGAGGAAGAUGCAUAUGCCUUUCCAGAUGGGGAACCCAUUUGAGCUCUGCUUCCUGGUGGACAGCUACAAUUUCAAGGUGACAGUGAACGGGAGCCAUUUUGUGCAGUACUCACACCGCGUGCCCUUCCACCGCGUGGACACCCUCUCCAUCAGCGGUGCUGUGCACCUGUCCUACAUCGGCUUCCAGAACAUGCGAGCAACCCCUAUGCAGCCUGCCUUCUCCACGGUGCAGUUCUCCCAGACUGCCUGUUUCCCACCCAGGCCCAAAGGGCGAAAGCCAAAAUCUCCAGGCACUUGGCAGGCCAACGCGGCUCCCAUUACUCAAACUGUCAUCCACACCAUGCAGAGCGCCCCCGGACAGAUGUUCCUUAACCCCGUCAUCCCACCUAUGGCGUACCCCAACCCAACCUACUCGAUGCCUUUCUUUACCUCCAUCCCGGGUGGGCUGUACCCCUCCAAGAGCAUCAUCGUGUCUGGCACCGUCCUGCCCAGUGCCCAGAGGUUCCACAUCAACCUGCGCUGUGGGAGUGACAUCGCCUUCCACCUGAACCCCCGUUUCGACGAGAACACCGUGGUCCGCAACACACAGGUCAACGGCUCUUGGGGGUCCGAGGAGCGAAGCCUGCCCCGAAAAAUGCCUUUUGUCCGAGGCCAGAGCUUCUCGGUGUGGAUCAUGUGUGAAGGCCACUGCCUCAAGGUGUCCGUGGACGGUCAGCACCUGCUUGAAUACUGCCACCGCCUGAAGAACCUGCCUGCCAUCAACAGCCUGGAGGUGGCGGGUGACAUCCAGCUGACCCAUGUGCAGACAUAGGCGGGCUCCCUGGCCCUGGGGGUAAGGGAAAGGGCAUGCUGCUGUUCGGAUCUGCUCCUCACCUCCACCUCCCCUGUCCCUGCCCGGGCCUUUCCAGCCACCUGACGAUCUGGGGACUUUUCUGGAGAGACUGUGUCCUUGUCUGGCUCUGCUUCCGGCUGCAGCCAGCCUGGAGGGGAGGAGGGCAGCUGGCGGCGGGUGGGGGGCGGCGCCUUCCUCAGAGCAGUACCUGGGGCUCCAGCAGCCACCCCAGUCCUGCCGUCUGAGGAGAGGGGGGUGGUCCCCACAGGUUAAGCCCUAUGUUCAGUCCCCUUGGCAGAAAGGGAGAGCCCAAGAUCCCAGACCAGGCCUGCACCCCAUCUGCCCCUCUGUCACACUCCCUACCCCCUGCCCCCGGGUCAACUCCGCCUCAGCCCCAAGCCGUUCAUUCUAGUGGGAAGCUGUGUCCUGGGCCCCUCCCCUUUCUCCUACCUUUGACCUUGCCUUGCACCCAGCUCCCACCCUCCCUGCUCCUGGAAAGAUACCCUGAGGACGCUCCCCUGAUCUCCACCAGCCAGCAGGUCCUUUCCCAGCCUCCUUCAAAGAAAGACAAAUGCUUAUGGGCACCUGUG